GAAUCUCUAUAAAGACUCCUUCUUGUGCUUUCUAUUCAAAAUCUCCUUUUUUUUCUAUUUUUCCAUUCCUCUCUCUCUCUUUCUCUACUCUUUGUAUACUCCAAAUCCAAAAAUCUUUUUGUGUUCUUUUUUCCCCCAUCACAUGAAAGUAUGGAGCUUGGAUUAACCUUAGGAGAUGCUAACACUGUUGCUACUACUACAACAACAACAACAACAACAACAACAUCUUUCUUGUCAAAGAAAAAUGUUUGUGAUGAUCAUGAGAAGAAAAAGGGUUUAGGUUUUUGCAUGGCUUUAGGAAUUAACUCAUCAUCAAGUGGUAAAAUACUCCAACAAGAUGAAGAAAAUGAAGAAGAAAAUACAUCUGAAGAAGGGACAAAUAAUGGUACAGUACCAGUUCAGCUUGAUCUUCUUCCUCUUGUUCCUGUUCCUACUCCUGCUCCUCCUCUUAAAUCGCUCCAUUGGUCCUCUGAUAAUGGGAGUUCUGAAAAUGGUUCUUCCGGGAACGGCGGGUUACCGGCGGCGAGGGGAUUCGACGUGAACCGGCUGCCGGCGGUGGGUAUGGAAGAAGUUACAUCGCCUAACAGUGUAGCGUCGUCGUUUCGUAUGGAAUUUGGGCUAUUCAAAAACUGUGUGAAUAUUAUCGGCGUCGGAAAUAAACGGAGCUCCGAUUCCGCCGGCGGGAACGACGGCGGCGACCCGGAAAGAGCAUCGUCAAGAGCAAGUGAUGAAGAUGAAAAUGGUGUUAAUACUCGGAAAAAGCUUAGGUUAUCCAAAGAACAAUCAGCUCAUCUCGAAGAAAGUUUCAAAGAACACCAUACUCUUAAUCCAAAGCAAAAGCUGGCACUUGCUAAACAGCUAAAUCUAAGGCAAAGACAAGUUGAAGUUUGGUUUCAGAAUAGAAGAGCAAGGACUAAGCUUAAGCAAACAGAAGUGGAUUGUGAGUACUUAAAAAGAUGCUGUGAGACACUGACUGAAGAAAACAGAAGACUACACAAAGAACUUCAAGAAUUGAGAGCUUUGAAAACUUCUAAUCCAUUUUACAUGCAACUUCCUGCCACCACCUUAACUAUGUGUCCUUCUUGUGAGAGGGUGGCUUCCACCACCACCUCCGCCCCAGCUGCCGCAGCUCCUCCCAUCAUAGCCACCGGAACCACCACUACCACCACCACUACCAAAGCCCCUAGUACCACUACUACCACCACAGCUACUAAUGACAAUAUUCCUAAAGCAAUUCCAUUUCUUAAUUCCAGACCAAGAUUUUUCCCAUUUACUACAACUACUACUAAUAAUAAUCCAAGUCAUUCCCAUCAAUCAGCAGCCUCUUGAUUGAAAAAAAAAAGUGAAUUUUAAUUUCUCUGAUGUAAAUAUACUGAUCAUUGGCUUUGGUUUUUUUCUACCUCGGAGAUCUUAGUAGGGGUUUUACUUGUUUUGUGUCCUUUUGGGAUUAUUGAUGGUUUUUUUUUUUUGUCUCAACAUAUUGAGACUGUUUUGGUUCACUUACAUGUGAACCAAAAAGAAAAGGAAAAGGUAUGAGAAAAAUGUUUGUAGUUGUACUAGGUUUAGAAGAAUUUCCCCUUAUUUUUUGUCUACAUGACUUAUGUUUCACUUAUAUAAUUUAUAUCUUGUUCUUGAAAA
Messenger RNA from Capsicum annuum, 1638 nucleotides. Its product is annotated as homeobox-leucine zipper protein HOX11. The record is from RefSeq and is a predicted model, not a curated record. Gene Ontology annotation, biological process: regulation of DNA-templated transcription. Gene Ontology annotation, molecular function: DNA-binding transcription factor activity, RNA polymerase II-specific; sequence-specific DNA binding. The transcript has 4 exons. Bases 151 to 1329 code for a protein of 392 amino acids. Lineage: Eukaryota; Viridiplantae; Streptophyta; Magnoliopsida; Solanales; Solanaceae.